Salmo salar (Atlantic salmon) is the source of this 11050-nucleotide messenger RNA. NCBI's taxonomy places the organism in Eukaryota, Metazoa, Chordata, Actinopteri, Salmoniformes, Salmonidae. The record is from RefSeq and is a predicted model, not a curated record.
AUGGAGGCUGGGGCUGAGGCUGGGGAGAAGCUGAGUCGGGAUGGUGUAGAGGUGGAGGCUGGGGAGAAGCUGAGACUGGGGACGGGUUCACUCAUCUUCAUCCAACUCUUCGUCCCUCCACCUAUCAUCCAUCAAGCCAUCUUCAGUUGGCAGAUCUUCAGUCCACUACUUCAACACAACUGUAGUCGAUUCAUCUUCAGACUCAAAGGAAGCUCUGAGGUCAUCAAUCCCUGUUUGUUUCCUUGUCUGAAUGGAGGUCAGUGUGUCCAUCCUGAGUCAUGUGACUGCAGUUUAUACCAAGCUACUGGAACACGAUGCCAAACAGUUCCUAACCCAGGAUUUGAGAGGGAGAUGACGUGUCGGUCGUGGGGCCAGUAUAACUACGAGACGUUUGAUGGGCUGUACUAUCACUUUCCUGGGAGAUGUACCUACACUCUGCUGAGAGACUGUGAAGACACCAGCCAGGCCAGCAUUCUCAUACAGGUCCACAAUGACCCAGACUGCGGCUCGUCUCCCUACUCCUGCACGCGGUCAGUUAGUCUCUUCCUGCCCUGGGAAGGAGAGAUCAGGUUGCACAGGUCCAAAGUUACCUUCAAGGGACAGAGUGUUCAGCUGCCUCACCACAUCCAUGACGUGGAGCUGGAGAGGAUCUCCCGCUAUGUCUUGGUGACCCAGCAACAUGGCUUCACCCUGGCCUGGGACGGACACAGUGGCUCUGUCUACAUCAAGCUGAGCCCAGAGUGGGUGGGCAGGACCUGCGGUCUGUGUGGCAACUUCAACGCUGACGUACAGGACGACCUGAAGACCAGCUACGAUGUGGUGACGGAGGACCUGUCCAUGUUUGGGAACAGCUGGGUGGAGGAGGAGCCUCACCAGGUCAGGUGUCCCAUGGUGCCCUCCAUGUUCCCCUCGCCCUGCGCCUCAUGUGACCCACACAUACUACUGAAAGUGGAGGAGGUGUGUGCAAUGCUUCUGGAGGAACCUUUUGCAGGCUGUCAUGAGUUUGUCAGUCCUCUGUCUUACAUGGCUAGCUGCUCCAACGACCUCUGUCUGUCGGGUCCCAACGGUGAUGUGGUAUGCCAGGUGUUCACGGAGUAUGCCCGGGCCUGUGCCCACGCCGACCACCCACUGAAGGACUGGAGGACUCACAUUCCACAGUGUGCGAUGCCGUGUCCUCCAGGUCUGCAGUAUAAGGAGUGCAUCACCUGCUGCCCUGUGUCCUGUAACGUGGACAGAAUGUGUAUCGACAACAAGCUGCAGUGUCUAGACGGAUGCUACUGCCCUGAUGACCUGAUCUAUGAGGAGGGAAGUUGUGUGAAGGCCUCAGACUGUCCCUGUGAAUACCAUGGCAUGGUCUACCCCUCCGGACAGACCGUUCAGGAGGAGUGUACAAUCUCAUCUCGAGAGUGCUCUGUGACUGGAGACAUGUACUUCCACUCGUUUGAUGACAGGAUGUUCACCUUCCCAGCUUCCUGUCAGUAUGUCCUGGCUAAGAGUCGUAACUCAGGGAAGUUCACUGUCACCAUUCAGAAUGCCCCGUGUGGACCCAAUUUGGACGGGGCUUGUAUCCAAUCAGUCAGCCUGGUCAUAGACGAGGACCCACGGACUGAGAUCACACUGACCCACCUAGGAGAGGUCUUCAUGGCAGGACAGUACCGCAUCUCUCUGCCCUAUUCAGAUGAGGUGUUCCACAUCCAGGAGCUGUCAUCCAUGUUCCUGCAGGUGCGUACUGCUCUGGGUCUGCAUCUGCAGUACAGCUGGAGGGAGUUCCGUCUCUACCUGCAGGUGGAUGAGCUGUGGAAGGGCGACACGGUGGGGCUCUGUGGAACCUUCAACGGAAACAUCCAGGACGACUUCCUGUCUCCGUCUGGUAUGAUAGAGAGCACCCCUCACCUGUUUGGCAACGCCUGGAGGGUAUCCUCUGCCUGUGUCCCCAGCCAGAGUGUUCCCCAGCUUGACCCAUGUGACACGCAUCAGCAAGCAGCAUCCUACGCCUCUGAGAUGUGUGACAUCCUGAACCAGGAGUUGUUCUCAGCGUGUCAUGAGUACCUGAGUCCGGUGCCCUUUCACCAACAGUGUAAAGCAGACACCUGUAAGUGUGGCCAGCCCUGCCUCUGCUCUUCCCUGGCCCACUAUGCUAGACAGUGCAGGAAAUACUCCAUCAUCACGGAGUUCAGAGCCAGCGUACCUGACUGUGAGGUGACAUGCCCAGAUACCAUGGAGUACGGAACCUGUGUGUCGUCAUGCCAACGGCGUUGCUCCUCCCUGUCCACGCAGCAGCACUGUGGAGAGGAGUACCAACAGUGUCCGCUGUGUCAGAUGUACCUGGACUGUACUGAGGGGCUGGAGGGGCUGCAGGCUAGAGAUGGGAUCAGCCUGGGUAGAGGACUGGGCUGUGAACACACAUGUGAAUCCCACCUGCUCAACCUCACCUGUUCAGCUCAUGAACCGUGCGUACCUGGCUGUGUCUGUCCCCCUGGAUUGCUGAAACAUGGUGAUGAGUGUUUUGAGCCUGAUGCCUGCCCCUGCCUCUGGAAGGGGAAAGAGUACUAUCCAGGAGAUAGAGUCACCUCCCCCUGUCAUCAAUGUGUCUGCCAGCAUGGAACAUUCCAGUGUGUGUUCCAUCCGUGUCCGUCCAUGUGCACAGCCUAUGGGGACCGCCACUACAGGACCUUUGAUGGUCUACUGUUUGACUACGUUGGAGCGUGUAAAGUCUACCUAGUAAAGAGCAGUGCUGAUCUGAUGAUGAGUGUGACAGCUGAGAACGUGGACUGUUACGACAGCGGCGUCAUCUGCAGGAAAUCUCUACUCAUCAACAUUGGUAGAUCUUUCAUUGCGUUCGACGACGACAGUGGCAAACCAAACCCGUCCAGUGUGAUCGACUGGAGACAGUUGGUGUUCAUAUGGAGCGCUGGGCUCUUCACCGUGGUCCACGUUCCCGAGGAGGACCUGACCGUGCUCUGGGAUCGCAAGACCACGGUCCACAUCCAGGCUGGACCACGCUGGCAGGGCAAGCUGAGCGGUCUGUGUGGGAACUUUGACCUGAGGACGGUCAAUGAGAUGAGGACACCAGAGAACAUAGACUCUGCCACGCCUCAGGAGUUUGGCAACAGCUGGACGGCAGCUGAGUGUGUUAACAGCCCAGACAUCAGACACCCCUGCAGUCUGAACCCCCUGAGGGAGCCGUUCUCCAAGAGGGAGUGUGGAGUCCUGCUCAGUGAGGUCUUCCUAGUCUGCCACCCGGUGGUGGAUGUGACAUGGUUCUAUAUGAACUGUCUGGCUGAUACGUGCGGCUGUAGUCGUGGUGGGGACUGUGAGUGUUUCUGUACCAGCGUAGCAGCCUACGCCCACCGAUGCUGUCACCAGGGUGUCACCGUGGACUGGCGAUCCCCGUCGAUCUGCCCCUACGAUUGUGAAUACUACAACAAAGUUCUGGGUAAAGGCCCCUACAGGCUGGUGACCUACAGGGAGAGAGACACGGUGCUGGCAGCCAACAGGUCCAGUGGGACAGUGUUCCCUAAGAAAGGAGACCCUACUGUGGCUGGUUUCCUGUCCCUCUUCAUGAUGACACCUGGGCUCAGCAGAGUACGUCCACAUGACACGUCCCUGGUGUCGUUCGAGGCGUCCGAUCGGCCCAACUACUUCCUGGCGGUGGACAGCAGCGGCCAUCUUAUGCUGACCAAGUGGCAGGAGAGCGAAGCAUUCUGGGACGCGGCUACCUUCACGCUGCACCGUGACACCUGGAUCCAGGGUUAUGAUUCUCUAGAGGCUUUCGCCAGGCCGGGAUUCUUCCUCCACUACAUGCUGUCCUGGGUUCACCUCAUGAAGUACAAACACACUGACGGAUUCCGCAAAGCCACGCUCUUCAAACUGACAGGCCCUGGUCCAGACACCCCUACGGGUCCUAAGUGCCAGUGGAGGUAUGAGUCGUGUGUCAGCCCCUGCUUCAGGACCUGCAGUGACCCCUCGGGGGGGGCAUGUGGCACCGUUCCAAAAGUGGAGGGAUGUCUGCCUCUGUGUCCUGGUCACAUGGUGCUGGAUGAGGUCACUCAGAGAUGUGUCCAUGUUGAAGACUGCAUUAAGCCACCAGUUGCUGUGCAGCCCAUUACUACUGUCAGCAGUGUUGAGUCAACACCCACAGCUGUCACUCCUUCAGCCACCACAACCACCACUACCAGCAGCCUGGCUAGCCCUGGCCUCUCCACGGCACGCUCCACCCCGGGUCCCCCUGGGCCCCUCACCACCACCCCUUCAGACACAGUUCCCACCACUGCAGCCACCACCACCAUUCCUAUUGUCUCAACUUCUGCUUUGGAUGCUCUGACCACCUCUGCUAAGGUACCGACCACAGUGACUGAUAAGGUGGUUCUGCCCAGCACCUCUUCAGCCGUACCGACUCCAGAGGGAACCAGUGCAGCAGCAACACCCUCAACUCCAUCCCAGGCCACCACAGUUAGACCUGAGGUGGUGGAGGUUGUAUCUACAGUGAAGACAUCUCCAUCCUUACCCUCCACUACAGAAGGCAGUACAGAGAGGACGACCAGGGCCCCCAGCUCCACACCCAGCCCCCUAGGCCCCAGCACAGAGAGGACCAGCCAGGUCCCCUUCUCUAUCACAGCUCUGUUCUGGCUCACGUCCUCCACCACCAGGCCCUCUCUAAGCCCAGGGCCUACAGACACCACAUUCACCAGCCCCCCUCCAUCCACCACCAUGGGCCCCUGGAUAAGCUCCACCGUGGGGCCUACUCAGACCAGCACCCUGUCUGCAGUACCAGUCACCCUCACGAGUGUGACCACCAAGGCCACCACACGUCCAGGAGACACAGUGGCUCCAGUCUCAACCACCUCUAGUCCACGGCCAACCACAGUCUCAGAGACACCCAGGGACACAGCUUGGACUACAACUAGGACUACAACUAGGACUACAACUAGGACUACAACUAGGACUACAACCAGGACUACAGCCAUGACUACAGCUUCUAUAACCACCCUUGGUGCACCCACAGAGACAAGCACAAAGCCUGUAACUGUGGAGACAACCGAGCCAACAACAACCAAAGUCCUCCCUCCUGGUGUAUCGACUACAGCCGAUACCACAGUACCCUCUCUCUCACCGACCUCCACCGUUCACACCGUAAUAACAACACCACCACCACCAGAACCCACUUCAAAACACAGCACAGUAUCAACCUCACCAGCCACCCCUUUCACUACCCUCAGAACUACACCAUUCACACGCCCGGAGACAACACCACCACUUGUUUUCACGGCAACCACAGAGAAGGCCGUUCACGCCUCCCCUACAGAGCUGAGGACAUCCACAACUCCAGUUCCUGAGCUACCGACUACCACCGCUGUUCCCAUGAUGCCAACGACAACAACAAUAUCAACCGGUCCUACCUCAGAACAGCUGGCGACAACCAAGAAAACGACGAGAGCACCGGUCUCAACGGCAACAGCGGAACCCUUGGCAACGACCCAUAUAACCAUGACACCGGCUGUAGUCACACCUGUGAUUGUCAUAGACACGGUAACAACAUCUCAACUGACAACAACAGCUACGGCCUACACUGAAAGGACCUCCUGGUCUGGCGGUGUUCCAACCACAGAGAGAACCACAGAACACACAACCACAACCGCAUACCCGACUGAAGCUGUGGACUGGACACUGACCACUACUACCGGUCCCCCGACCGUACGGACCACAACAACUCAACCCAUCCCAAUGGAAAUCUCCAGCACGACCACCAAACCUCCAGAUCUUCUGGUAACGACCACAGAGUCCAUCCAGACCACCUUCACCUCUCCUUCCAUCUCGACCACAACAGAAGCAGUGGUCCCAACCACAACCACAUCGCCUGUAUCACCGGUGUCAUACACAGAGACCACCACAACCGUGCCAGGACCAUCAGUGGCUGUAGGGACCAUAACAACCCAGCCCCCCACCACUCUGAAGACCACGGAGCCUUGGAGGCCCCCCCACAGUGAAACCUCCUCCACUCCUUCUAGCCCUAUCUCUAGCAUAGAGAGGGUGACCACACCUGAGGUCCCAGUGAAACCUGCGGUCAGUACAGAAGUAGAGGUCUCUCCACACCAAGUCAUCUCCACUACCACCACUGAUGCACGUCACCAUGUUUCUACAGCACCAGGCGUCACCACCACAACCUCAGUUACCAUGACGACCACUGCCAAAACCACCACAGCUCCGCCCGAGACUUCAACCGGCGCAGUUUCAACCUCCAGGACGGAGAGACCUCCUGCGACACCCGAAUCCCCAGCCGUGCCUGGUGUACCUGGGGAACCAGCAUUAUCUCUCACCACAACGGUCCCCACGACAACUGUCCCACCUUUACCUGGUGUCCAUACGACCACCAUCACACCUGUACCUGGUGUCCCAGUGACCACUGUCCCACCUUUACCUGGUGUCCAUACGACCACCAUCACACCUGUACCUGGUGUCCAUACGACCACCUUCACACCUUUACCUGGUGUCCAUACGACCACCAUCACACCUGGACCUGGUGUCCAUACGACCACCAUCACACCUUUACCUGGUGUCCAUACGACCACCAUCACACCUGAACCUGGUGUCCAUACGACCACCAUCACACCUUUACCUGGUGUCCAUAUGACUACCAUCACACCUUUACCUGGUGUCCAUACGACCACCAUCACACCUUUACCUGGUGUCCAUACGACCACCAUCACACCUGUACCUGGUGUCCCAGUGACCACUGCCAUCAGACCAGUGACCAUCAGACCGCUAACAGAGACCACAAGCGUUCCUCCCGAUACAGGAAGGGUGGAAGUAUUGUCUACUACUUCCACAACAACUACACAAGAACCAACUUCUUCCUGGUCUGGUCCAGUAACCACAACCAGCUCCUCGUCCACCACCACGUCAGUCCCCAGACCCACUAGCCACCCAGAGAGAGUCACUACCAGAGUGGUUUCUACUUCUAAAGUGGUCUCCAAGACCACCCACAGACCAAUGACAACAACACGCAGGACAACAACAGGCAAGGUUCCCAUGACGACGUCCAGAACUGCCACAACGGUGAGGUCCACCGCCAGACCGAGUACUGUUAGGGCAACUGUAGAUACAAGGACUCUGGGAGUUCCAGGGGUUCCGACAGCGACGACCAGACCUGGUCCUCCUACGGUCGCUCCUCCUAGCCUGGGCACAGCUACCGUCUCAGAGGUUGUUCCAACCACGACCGCUCGUACCACGACCAAACCAGUCACCACAACCAGAACCACAGAAUAUGCAGCAGACGUUAGCAGCUCCGCUGCUCCGAUCGGCACUGGCACGACCACAUCCGCUUCUGUUUCCGUUCCCAGCCUGACCACGGUCACAGAAUCUACCGCCGUCCCCACAGAACCCACAGGACCCACGGGAGCGACCGCAGAACCAUCCACAUCCACCGCUACUACACCAGAAGGAAUAGUACCAUCCACCACUAGAGAGACAGGGGUUACUCCAGCAUUCACAGAGAGCACAACCAGAAUGACUCCUUCGCCUGACCUGCUGACCUCUACUGAGGUCGCAGCCACUCCAGGGGUCACACCAAAGGUCACGCCAAAGGUCACACCAGAUGUGACAGCAGCUCUCUCAGUCCCCGCCUUGUCCCCCACGGCCACCCCAACCUCCACUACAGAGUCAAAGUGGGUGGACGGAGUAGACACCACUACACUAAAGACUCCAUCACCAUCACCUGCGUCGCCGUACACCACAUCAGAGACAACCACGUCACCAUCGGUAGUAUUGCCAUAUACCACGACAGAACGUGUUGGACCUACGGCAGAGGUUACUACAUCCAUGGCAGUGUCCUCAACUAGGAUGUGUACUCCUCCCUAUUCAGAGAUCAUAGAUGAGUGUACCAAGUUACUCUGUGUGAGCGGCCAGCUGGUCCGAUUCAACAUGUCCCAGAACUGUCUGUAUAACUCCACCCCUCCUAACUGCGGCCUGCUCGGCUUCGCCAUUCUGGUCAACGGGGACAAGUGCUGCCCGCAGUGGGACUGCCCAUGUCGCUGCUCAGUGUUCCCCGACCUGAACGUGAUCACGUUUGAUGGUAACAGCGUGGCCAUCUACAAGGCUACCUCCUACAUUGUGACCCAGCUGCCCAGCGAGACCGUCAGCAUCGUGGUCCAGGAAUGCCCCGCUGACUCAGACACGUUGCUGUGGAAUUUCACCAACCUGUGUCUAGUGGUUUUGAACAUUACCCACAAGUCCAACCACCUGGUCAUCAACAGACUGCAGAGGAGGCUGUAUGUGAACUCGAGGUACGCCAAGCCGAGGUUCAAGAAGUUUGGCUUUGAGAUCCUGGACACCGGCAACAUGUAUUUGAUCCGUACACCAGCGGGCCUGAAGCUGCAGUGGUUCCACAGCACGGGCAUGUUGGUCAUCGAGACAGAGAGCUACAACAGCAAACUGCCCACCAUGGGCCUCUGUGGCUGCUGUGAUGGUAACCCGGCCAACGACCUGAUGCUGUCCAAUGGGACGACAGUCGGGGAGAGCGAAGACCCAGCGUUGUUCAUCGACAGCUGGCAGGUCCCCAACACCACUAGUUACUUCAGCCACAGCCGGCGCAGAGAAGUCAACUGUUCCACCAGCGACUGUUCCCAGUGUAUGACCAUGCUCCGAAACACCUCCUUCAGCCCCUGCCAUGCUUUUGUUCCUCCCAGUACGUUCUGUGAGGUGUGGGUACGUGAUGCGGAGUACGUCAACAACCCGUGUGUAGCGCUGGCUGCCUACGUGGCGUCUUGUCACAAGUUCAACGUCUGCAUGGAGUGGAGGAGCCCAGACUACUGUCCCUUCAUGUGUCCAGACCAGCUGCGUUACCAGGCCUGUCUGCCUACCUGUACAGCCCAGUCCUGCUCCAACCAUGACUUUGACCACGACCCUGAGCAGUGUACAGGCCUGACAGAGGGAUGUGUCUGUCCUGAGGGCACUCUGCUCCAUCGACCCUACUCUGCCCUCUGCAUCCCCCCUGAGAAGUGUGCCUGUACGGACAGUUCGGGUGUACCCCGUGCUCCUGGCGAGGUGUGGAAGGCGUCUAAAGAUGGCUGCUGUAUGUAUCGCUGUGACAACGACAGUAUCGUUCCCGUGGAGUAUAACUGUUCUGCCGUGCCUCAGCCGCUCUGCCGCAGGGCCGGGGAAGUGGUCAUCAGUCUGGCAGAUGACACCUCCUGCUGCCCACAGAAAGCCUGCGUUUGUAACCAGACCCUGUGUGACAUCUUCCCCCCGGAGUGUCAGUAUGGAGAGAAGCUGGUGUCUUAUUUCAGAGAGGACUCCUGCUGUCCAGACUACGUCUGUGAGUGUGACCCAGAGCGCUGUGAGUCAGACGUCCCAGCCUGUAGAGAGGACCAGACCCUCAUCGCCACCAGGGCUGAUGGCAGCUGCUGCCUGGCACACAUCUGUAGUGAGUCAACCACAACCAUGACCACAAUGUGUGGUUCCUGUUUGGAGGUGGUUACUAACUGCCAGGAUGGAGAGGUGUUGACGGUGGACACCAACAGUACAGACCUCUGCUGUCCUGUCUACCACUGUGUGUGUGAGCCGUACCGGUGUGCUGAGUUGUCAUGUCCCUCGGGGAUGUCUGCUGUCUCCGUGUCCCCUCCAGACCACUGCUGUCCCCUGCACACCUGCGAGUGUGCGUGUGACAAACUGCCGAAGCCAAAAUGUGUUCUGGGAGAGACCAUGCAGGUGGACAGGGCUUUCCUAGCUGACCCAACUAAUCAGUGUUCCUGUAAGAGAUUUAACUGCGUGCGUCAGGCGGUGUGUGUGGACGGGGAGCGGGGUGUUAUGCGUCCGGGACAGACCCUGGUGGAUCACAGUGAGGAGGGGGUGUGUCUCACCACCCAGUGUAGCCACAGUCUGGAUCCCACCACGGGCUUCCACCACCUCCGCACCACCACCACCAACUGCUCUGCUCAGUGCCAACCGAACCAGAUAUACAUCCCUCCCAAAGACCAGACGAUGUGCUGUGGUGUCUGUAAGAACAUCUCCUGUCUCUACCACAAUGACAACGGUACUGCACUCCUCUACAAGCCUGGGAAGUCAUGGGUGUCAGACUGUAUGAAGUAUGACUGUACCGACACACUGUCAGGCCCUACCCUGGUGUCCUACUCAUUCAGCUGUCCACCCUUCAACCAGACAGAGUGUAUGAAGAUUGGUGGAACCAUUGUAAGUUACAUGGAUGGAUGCUGCAAGACAUGUAAAGAAGAUGGGAAGUCCUGUCAGAAGGUGACAGUAAGGAUGACGAUACGGAAGAACGACUGUCGCAGUAACAGACCGGUCAACAUAGUGUCAUGUGACGGGAAGUGUCCAUCGGCCAGUAUUUACAACUACAACAUCAACACGUACGCCAGGUUCUGUAAGUGCUGCCGUGAGAUGGGGCUGCAGAGGCGCUCUGUGCAGCUCUACUGUAGUGGCAACUCCACGUGGGUCAACUACUCUAUACAGGAACCCACCGACUGCUCCUGCCAGUGGUCUUAGUGGUCACACAGAGACACACAUGACCGUAUGCACACAUGAACGUAUUUACACAGGUGUACACACAUUAAGUAUACACACACAGGGAUGUGUAUGAACACAGCACAUGAUGGUAUCUAUACAGGCUGAGAGGAGGAGGAAGCUAUGAAUGGCUGUCAUCCUACCUAACAAAAAGGCACCGUUAAACAUCAUAUAUGUUGUUGUUUUUUUGUUUGUCUUGAUUUAAAUUCUGCAUUUCUAUCUCUGAGAGUCAGUCUAGAUGUCAGAUAAAUUUGUGUAUCCAGAGCUGUAGGGUUAGUUUCUGUUGGAAAUGGUGUAUUUCACAGUUUAUUACUCUUCAUAUACCUCAUUGGUAGCUCUUUCAGAGGUGUGGUCAAGUCCAUAAAAAGCCACAACAAUUUGAAACAUUAUUUGAGUGUGUUUUCUUUGACACUAAGAAUACGCAGCUUUAAUACUGUAUCCUAAUUCAACUCCAAAGUGUAUUGUACUACACAUACACUACCGUUAAAAAGUUUGGGGUCACUUACAAAUGUCCUUGUUUUUGAAAGAAAAUAAA